AUGACUGAACAAGCCCGUGUGCUGAGAGCGAAACGCGAUGCAGCACUGGGGAAAAAAUUCCACAAACUGCCUGAUCCGACGUCAUCCAGAGGCGGCACACUGCUACACAGCCUGUCGUCAAAGGAACUGACGAAGGAGCAAGUACAGAUUUUACGGCACGAAGCCUCAUUCAACACAGCUGACGCCAAACCUGUCAACAUGAUUGCAGCUGUGGGAUCGGUCAUUAAUCAGACGGAAGCGGUGGAGGAGACAGAGAACCUAAUCCGACACCAAAUGUCGUCCCGCCUUAUGACCCACAAACCGCGGGAAAUAUUCCCAAAGGUCGAACGCGAUGCACUAAGAGAACUCAAGGCCGACAAGGACAUCGUCAUCGUGCCCGCGGAUAACGGCCGUUCCACCGUCGUACUGGGCAAAACAGACUACCUUCAGAAGGCCAAAGACCUACUAGAGGAUCGCCAGUUUUAUGUCCCAUGUGAAACCAACCCCGUAAAGACGCUGACACGCGAAAUUAAUGCGACACUGUUGGCACUAGAGAACUCGGGUGCAAUGACAUCGACCGACCGACGCAUGCGAGAGCCCAAGAAACGGCCUUGGCCCGAUUCUAUGGUCUCCCCAAGGUGCACAAGGAGGACGCUCCUCUCCGGCCCAUUGUAUCGCUCAAAGGCACUCCAACGUACGGACUAGCGAAAUGACUGUUUCGACGCCUCAAAUUUCUGACCGCUGAUUCGGACACUACCGUCUGUUCGUCAACAUAAAUCCCGGAGAAGCUUAAUGGAGUAAGUCUCUUGCCAAAUGAGGUCAUGUUAUCUUUUGAUGUCACGUCCCUCUUUACUUCUAUCCCACAGGAUCUGGCAAUCGAGACCGUCGAGCUACUACUACGGAACAAAUACAAUGGAACGGAGAAUCGUCUCGGACAUGCCCAAGUCCUUCGGCUCCUAAUGUUCUGUCUCAGGACGUACUUCACGUUGGACGGACCAAUCUACGAGCAGGUGAAUGGAACACCACUGGGCUCGCCGAUCUCGGGAUUCAUCGUCGAGGCGGUCCUACAGCUAUUGGAGUCGCUGGUCGUCCAACACCACAGACCGAAAUUCCGGACUCGGUAUGUGGACGAUACCUUCGUCGUCAUCGAACGGGAUCAAGUGCUAACGUUCAAAGAACGUCUCAACAGCCUCUUCCCGGACAUACAAUUUACGAUGGAGGAGUAA
Messenger RNA from Spirometra erinaceieuropaei, 1205 nucleotides. NCBI's taxonomy places the organism in Eukaryota, Metazoa, Platyhelminthes, Cestoda, Diphyllobothriidea, Diphyllobothriidae. The record is from the annotation of a GenBank genome assembly.